CACGCACACGCGAACGCGAAUAUAGACUCAAUCGCCGUCCAGCUUCUGGAUUCGAACAAGGUGCAAGGAGAGGAGGCGAAGGCAUCCCCCGGAAAACUUAAUCUGUGCCACCAAAACGAAAAAUUAAGAACGAAAUGUCUGCCAAAGCUCCCGCCUCGUCCGUUCCCGCGAAAACUGUCUUCACCACCUCACGGGCCUACCUCCUCCUGUACAACACGGCAUCCUUCGCCCUCUGGAGCGUCAUCACUCUUCGUCUGUUUCUUCUCUUAGCUCUGCUUAUCCCCACCGGCCAUGUGGCAGCCACCUACAAUGCGCUCUUCCCGCUGCUGCGGGUGACGCAGUCGCUUGCGCUGCUGGAGAUUGUGCAUUCGCUGGUGGGCAUCGUGCGGGCACCGGUGACUACGACGCUGAUGCAGGUUGCGAGCAGGAUUGUGGUGGUUUGGGGAGUGAUGUGGAUGUUUGCGGAGGAGAGGGUGGGGAGGGAAAUGGGAAUCCUCGGUGGGGGUAGAGGAGGGGGAGGGAAGUUGGGAGAUUGGGGGUUCGUCGGGUGUUUGGGAGCUUGGGGAGUGACAGAAUGUGUGAGAUACGGGUUCUUUAUGCUGCAGAUUUCGGGCAAUGGAGUGCCUGGAUGGCUUAGUUGGUUGAGGUAUAAUACCUUCUUUGUGCUGUAUCCGAUCGGGAUUUCGAGCGAGUGCGUGUUGAUGUAUCUUGCCUUGGAGCCGGCGAUCAUGGUGCAUCCGUUACUGCCGUGGGUGUUUAAGGCUAUUUUGUUAGUUUAUGUCCCAGGCUCGUACAUCUUGUACACGCAUAUGAUGGCUCAAAGACGAAAGGUUAUGAAAGCCGCGGCAAAAAAAGCCACCUGAGACGAUGCAUACGUAUGCGAUUCUCCGGAAUUCUGCAUCGGACGCAGCAGUUUGUACGAUAGAAAGUGAUUUUUCAUUGGGUUACUGCAAAGACAUUUGGGAGACAUGGGUACAUGGUGUGCAUCGAUCAAAACGGUAUCGGAGCACAAGGAUGUCUGUUGGUAUGGAUUGUUAGGAGUGUACGGAUAAAG
This is a messenger RNA of Coccidioides posadasii C735 delta SOWgp, 1054 nucleotides long. RefSeq lists its product as uncharacterized. Gene Ontology annotation, cellular component: endoplasmic reticulum membrane. Gene Ontology annotation, biological process: sphingolipid biosynthetic process; very long-chain fatty acid biosynthetic process; fatty acid elongation. Gene Ontology annotation, molecular function: 3-hydroxyacyl-CoA dehydratase activity. NCBI's taxonomy places the organism in Eukaryota, Fungi, Ascomycota, Eurotiomycetes, Onygenales, Onygenaceae. The record is from RefSeq and is a predicted model, not a curated record.